CAAGCUCAUCACUAUAACUAUGACUAUCCUCCUCUUCCUAAUCGUAGGGUUUAUACCAGAACUCUGCGUCGCCGCUAGUAGUGACCAUGAACAGUUCGUCUUCAAUGGCUUCACCGGCAGCAACCUGAGCUUAGAUGGCGCAGCCAGAAUCACGUCGACUGGCCUCAUCGAGCUGACUAAUGAUUCGGCCCGGAUCAAGGGUCAUGCGUUUCACCCAUCUCCGCUGCGCUUCCGCCGGUCCUCCGAUGGCACGGUCCAGUCCUUUUCCGUCUCCUUUGUGUUUGGCAUCCUCUCUUCAUUCGGGGACAUCAGGGGCCAUGGCUUUGCCUUCUUCGUUAGCCCAAGCAAAGACUUCACCGCCGCUUACCCAAUACAGUUCCUGGGCCUUUUCAACUCCACGAACAACGGCAGCCUGAGCAACCACAUCUUUGCAGUUGAGCUCGACACCAUCCAAAACACCGAGUUCGGGGACAUAAACGACAACCAUGUCGGCAUAGACAUCAACAGCCUCAACUCCUUGAAAUCCUACGCGGCAGGCUUCUACAACGAUCAGAACAGUGGCAGGUUCACGAACCUACCCCUGAUUGGAAGCCAGCAGCCAAUCCAAGCAUGGGUGGAGUAUGACGGCAACAAGACGCGGAUCGAUGUGACCAUAGCCCCUCUAGGCCUCGCAAAACCUCUGACGCCACUGCUGUCUCUAGCCUUCAACCUUUCCACAGUACUCACGGAGGAAGAAGCGUACAUUGGCUUCUCAUCUUCCACAGGCCUGAGCACGGGGCAUCACAUUAUUCUUGGCUGGAGCUUCGGGAUGAAUCGCCCUGCUCCAGCCAUCGACUCCACCAAGCUACCCAAGCUACCCUACCUUGGGCCAAGAGCCCCCUCUAAACUCCUAGAGAUCGUCCUUCCGAUCGCGUCCGCCCUUUUCGUGUUAGUGGUUGGCACUACGGCUGUGAUUCUCGUCAGGAGACAUCUCAGGUAUAAGGAGGAUGUACGUGAAGAUUGGGAGGUCGAGUAUGGCCCCCAGAGGUUCACGUACAAAGACCUGUCCCACGCCACCAAAGGCUUCAGUUCCAAGCACUUGGUCGGCGUAGGAGGCUUUGGGAGGGUGUACAGGGGAGUGCUCCCAAAGUCGAGAUCGCAAGUGGCGGUAAAGACGGUACCAUACAACUCGAAGCAAGGCGUAAAGCAGUUCACCGCCGAAGUUGCCAGCAUGGGGCACCUCCAGCACAGCAACAUCGUGCAGCUGCACGGGUACUGCAGGAGGAAGGGCGAGUUUUUCCUAGUGUACGACUACAUGGUGAACGGAAGCCUCGACAGGUACCUGUACGGCUACGGCGGCGAAGAGGGCAGGCCGCCGGGGGCCACAGCCACAGUAGUACUAGACUGGGCGCAGAGGUUCAAGAUCGUCAGAGACAUCGCGUCGGGUCUGCUCUACCUCCACGAGGAGUGGGACAAAGUCGUCGUCCAUCGGGACGUCAAGCCCAGCAAUGUUCUCCUCGACAACAACAUGAAUGGCCGCCUGGGAGAUUUCGGCCUUGCCAGGUUGUAUGACCAUGGCACUGACCCACACACCACGCACGUGGUUGGGACGAUAGGGUACCUGGCUCCGGAGCUUGCGCACAGAGGCAAGGCAAGCACUCGCACCGACGUUUUCGCCUUUGGCGUCUUCGUUCUUGAGGUCACCUGCGGAAGGAAGCCCGUUGUCGUCAGUGAAGACACAGACACCCCAGGCAGAGGCACGCAGCUGAUGCUGGUCGAUUGGGUUAUUCAGAACUGGCACAAAGGGUCACUCGUUGAUGCCAUAGAUAUCAAACUGCAGGGUAGAUAUGACGUCGACCAGGCAUGCCUCGCGUUGAAGUUGGGACUGCUGUGCUCACACCCGUCUCCUGAUGCAAGGCCAAGCAUGAGGCAAGUUCUGCAGUAUCUCGAUGGUGAUCUGCCGCUACCGGAGCUGCUACCGGCGCACUUCAGUUUUCAUAUGCUCGCCUUGCUGCAGAGUGAAACACGGCUUAACACAUCAACGGUGUCAUUGUAUCCAUCACCAGCGAUGACCAUGAUGGACUAUGGUUCAGUAUCAUUUUCACUAGAUGGAAGAUAGCAAUAAUAAUGUCGUGGCUUGGCUAGCUUGCUGCCGUCGUUGCCCAGUUUAUCUUGGUUAACAAUAAAAUAUAGGAUAAAUAUGUUAGAUGUGUUGUGUGGUAAGGACAUGCAUUCCACAAAUACUCCUCUUGUACCAGCUGGUUGUGCCAAUUGUAAUGAAAAUCUAGGUGUUCUAU
Messenger RNA from Zea mays, 2276 nucleotides. RefSeq lists its product as uncharacterized. Gene Ontology annotation, biological process: protein phosphorylation. The record is from RefSeq and is marked provisional. The transcript has a single exon. Lineage: Eukaryota; Viridiplantae; Streptophyta; Magnoliopsida; Poales; Poaceae. Gene Ontology annotation, molecular function: carbohydrate binding; ATP binding; protein kinase activity. Bases 20 to 2098 code for a protein of 692 amino acids.